Molecule: messenger RNA, 766 nt
Organism: Aedes albopictus (Asian tiger mosquito)
Lineage: Eukaryota; Metazoa; Arthropoda; Insecta; Diptera; Culicidae
Product: histidine-rich glycoprotein-like
Exons: 2
Coding region: 100-648 (182 amino acids)
Cellular component (GO): extracellular matrix
Source: RefSeq, a predicted model, not a curated record
GCUUACAGAUGCCCUGUAUAUAAAUGCAGGUAUGCCAGCGAGAGAGACAUUAUUCCACUUGUGGUCAUUCAGUGAACAGCAUUCGAAAACAAGAAAAAAAUGUUGAAGGUAUCGUGCAUUUUGGUUUUUGUGGCCAUCACCGCCACCUCCGGUUAUCACCUUCCAGCAGAGCAUGAAUAUCAUGUGGAACCUAAACAUGCUGCUCCACAUUAUCACCAGGAAGAAUUGCACCACGAAAGCAAGGAACACGAUAGCCACCACCAUGAAGAUCACCAUGAUGCUCAUCCUCAGUACAAAUUCGAGUACGGAGUCAAGGAUGACCACACUGGAGAUCAUAAAACCCAUUGGGAGCACCGUGAUGGAGAUGUCGUGAAGGGACAAUACACCCUGCACGAUGCCGACGGUACGGAACGCGUAGUAGAGUACACCGCUGAUCCUCACCAUGGAUUCAAUGCCGUUGUAAAGAAGGUGGGACAUGUUCAUCAUCAGCCUGAACAUAAGGCUGAGCCACAUCAUGCUCCGGCAGCUUAUGAAAGCCAUCAUCAUCAUGAGGAGCCGGAGCACCAUGAGGAACACCACGAAUACCACUACCCAGCGCAAUAUCACGGUCAUGAGGAUAGCUACAGCCAUUAUACCAAAUACGAAUAGGAGUGGAGACUGACCUUCGAUCUGUGAUAAGAUUUCUAAAGAGUUCCUUUGAUAACAACCUCAUGGAGAUGAUUUCCAAAGAGAUUAGUUAACGAAAGUAAAAAAGUGAUGCAAAUAA